Messenger RNA from Eimeria mitis, 2382 nucleotides. RefSeq lists its product as uncharacterized. The record is from RefSeq and is a predicted model, not a curated record. The transcript has 6 exons. Bases 1 to 2382 code for a protein of 793 amino acids. NCBI's taxonomy places the organism in Eukaryota, Apicomplexa, Conoidasida, Eucoccidiorida, Eimeriidae.
AUGGGGCGCAGCAUCCCCUGCUCCAGCUGCUGCUGCUGCUGCCGGUUGCUGCUGCUGCUGCUGCUGCUGCUGCUGGCAACCUGUGCAGCAGCAGCAACUGCUGUUGCUGCUGCAGCACCACCAACAGCUGCUGCAGCAGCAGAAACAGCAGCAGCAAGACCAGCAGCAACAACCCGUCCUGCAGCAGCAGCAGCAGCAAAAACAACAUCAGCAGCAACCCCAACACCAGCAGCAGCAGUGGCUAAACCGACAGCAGCAGCAGCAGCAGCAGCACCUAGACCGGCAGCAGCAGCAGCGGCAGCAGCAGCAGCAGCUAAAAAAGCAGCAACCCCGAGAAGUCCAGCAGCAGCACCAGCAGUAGCAGCACCAGCAGCGCACCAGCAGCAGCAGCACCAGCAGCAGCAGCAGCAGCAGCAGCAGCAGCACCAGCAGCAGCAGCAGCAACUAAGCCAGCAGCAGCAGCAGCAGCAGCUAAACCAGCAGCAGCCCCGCGAAAACCAGCAGCAGCACCAGCAGCAGCACCAGCAGCUAAACCAGAAGCAGCAGCAGCAGCAGCAGCAGCACCUUCAACAGCAGCAAAGCCAGCAGAAAGACCACCAACAACUGCAACACCUGCACAUGCAGCAGCAAGGAGAGCAGCAGCAGCAGCGCCAGAAGCAAGAACAGCAGCAGCAGCAGCAGCAGCAGCAGCUAAAUCAGCAGCAACAGCUCAAGACAGAACUGCAGCACCAGCAGCAGCAGCACCAGCAGCAGCAGCACCAGCAGCAGCAGCACCAGCAGCAGCAGCAAGAAGAGCAGCAACAGCAGCAGCAGCACGAGCGGCACCAGCACCAGCAGCAGCAGCAGCUGCUCCAGCUGCACCUAUUCCAGCAGGUGCUGCAGCAAGAGCAGCCCCGGCUGCUGCCGCAACAGCAGCACAACAUGCAGCAGCAGCAGCAGCAGCAGAAGCAGCAGCAACAGCAGCAGCAGCAGAAGCGGCGAAGACACCGCAGCAGAAAGCUGCAGCGCCAGCACGCCACGCAGCAGCAGCAGCACCAGCAGCAACAGCAACAAAAACAGCAGCAGCAGCAACAGCAGCAAGAAGAGCAGCAGCAGCAGCAGCACCGUCUUCAGCAGCAGCAGCAACAACAGCGACAAAAACAAACACAAACGCAGCAGCACCUGCACGUAAAGCAGCAGCAGCAGCAGCACCAGCAGCAGCAGCAGCAGCAGCAACAGCACCAGCAGCAGCAGCAGCAGCAGCAGCAACAGCAACGAAAGCAGCAGCAGCAGGGCCGACAAAAGCAGCAACAGCAGCAGCAGAAAAAGCAGCAGCAGCAGCAACGCCAGCAAGAGCAGCAGCAGCAACAAACACAAAAACAGCAACAGCAACAGCAGCAGCAGCAGCAGCAAAAUCAGCAGCAACAGCGCCUACAAAACCACCAGCAGCAGCAACAACAAGUACAACAAAAGCAGCAGCAGCAGCAACAGCAGCAGCAGCAGCAGCAGCAACAACAAAACCAGCAGCAGUACCACCAAAAGGAGCAGCAACAGCAAGAGCAGCAGCAGCAACAAACACAAAAACAGCAACAGCAACAGCAGCAGCAGCAGCAGCAAAAGCAGCAGCAACAGCGCCUACAAAACCAGCAGCAGCAGCAACAACACCUGCUGCAGCAGCAGCAACAAACUCAAAAGCAGCAGCAGCAAAUCGGCAGCAGGCAGCACUGCCUGCACGUAAAGCAGCAGCAGCAGCACCAGCAGCAGCAGCAGCAGCAGCAACAGCACCAGCAGCAUCAGCAGCAGCAGCAGCAACAGCAACGAGAGCAGCAGCAGCAGCAGCAGCAACAGCAGCUGCCGCAGCAAAAAACCCAGGAGCAGCAGCAGCAACAAAUCAAGCAGCAGCACCACCGAGAAAAGCAGCAGCAGCAGCAGCAACAGGAACAGCAGCAGCAAAACACGCAGCAGCAGCAGCAGCAACAUCGCCGCAAGCGGCAGCAGCAACAAGAACACGAACAGCAGCAGCAGCAACAGCAGCAGCAGCAGCAGCAACAGCACCAGCAGCAGCAGCAGCAGCAACACGAGCAAGAGCAACGCAAGCAGCAAGUGCAACGCCAGCAGCAGCAGCAACAACAGCAGCACCAGCAGCAGCAGCAGCAGCAGCAAAACACGCAGCAGCAGCACCACCAGCGGCAGCCACAACAGCAGCAGCAGCAGCACCAGCGGCAGCAACAACAGCAGCAGCACCAGCAGCAGCACCAGCAGCAGCACCACCAGCAGCAGCAGCAGCAAAACACGCAGCAGCAGCAGCAGCAGCACCAGCAGCAGCACCAGUGGCAGCAAAAACAGCAGCAGCCCCCGCAGCAGCAGCAGCAGCAACACGAGGAAGAGCAACGCGAACAUUAA